Panicum virgatum (switchgrass) is the source of this 2513-nucleotide messenger RNA. RefSeq names its product vacuolar protein sorting-associated protein 22 homolog 1-like. Lineage: Eukaryota; Viridiplantae; Streptophyta; Magnoliopsida; Poales; Poaceae. Gene Ontology annotation, biological process: protein transport to vacuole involved in ubiquitin-dependent protein catabolic process via the multivesicular body sorting pathway. Gene Ontology annotation, cellular component: ESCRT II complex. The transcript is spliced from 8 exons. The coding region runs from base 1588 to 2343 and encodes 251 amino acids. The record is from RefSeq and is a predicted model, not a curated record.
UACUCCGGUGAAAUUGCCUGUUUGAUUCACAUCGAAGCGUAUAGUUCGGUAGUUUAAGCCCAGAUAUUUUUUCCCCACAUCUGACCAUGCUUAUAGUAGGUCGAAAUGCCACUAAGCUAGGUAGGCGAUUUCACUGUUCUAAGUGUAUAGGUUAUGCUCUUUGCCAUGCCCAUGAAUUAGACAUUUGAAGCUUGAAGGUGCUUUGCUGCAGAGGCAGUGUGCAGUGUUUAGCAUCAUCAGUUAGCCCAGGCUUGUUGAAGGCGAUAAUGUUUUGUUAGAUAAUCAUGAAUGAUCGUUGCACUGAGUUGCAAAUAAGUUUUCAUCGACCUAGUAACAUAAGGAACAGUGUUGUCUCGUGUUGCUUUCCAAAGCCAUACGUGUGAUCCGGCAUGAUAUAAGUAACAAUGUUGUAUUAUGUGCUGCUUUUCUUGCGGGAAAUUAUGUGAGGUGUUCUUUUAAUGCUAAUAUGAAGAGUGAGCUGAAGGUUCUGUGCAUUUCAUGCAGUUCGAACGUUGUCCUUUCACCUGCAAAGACUUUUUUUAUUGGACAUGCAAAGAUUCAUCACUUAUUAGAAUGCUCCCAUUCCCACCUACUCCCAAUAAACAACGCUACUUAAAAUCACAGAAUACUCUCAUGUAUGCUUGGGCUGUUUUGUAUGAUAGGACAGGUAAGUAUCAAUAUAUAAAAAUGCCCUCCAUUUUUAAAUAUAUGAUGUUUAGAACGAGCUUAUUAGUUUCAAAAUGAUCUAAUAAGACUGUCCUAAACGCCAUUGAGAUGGAGGGAGUACUGAAAUCUCCCUUGCUCUCCCUCUCUGUCCACCACCCCCUCCACGUAAGGGUAUGGAGGUCAACAACAAAUUUCAUAAGGGUAUAGAGGUUAAAGACUCAAGAGUCCAGCACCUCCUCCACAUAAGGGCAAAAUUGUCUUUUCCCAACUCCGUUAGCUACCGUUACAGCUCAUUCCGUCCAAAAGGGCACUGGGGUAAAGAAAACUUGGCGCCGGGUCAUACAGGUGCGUAGGAUUUUUUUUAGGGGUAUGGAGGUCAAUAGCAAUUUACAUGAGGGCAUACGGGUUUAAGACUCACAAGUGAAGCCCUAUUUCCUCCAACGCUAUCCCGCUCCCCCAGCCUCUCCGCCCCACCCUCUCUCCCUGCGCCCCUCCCCAGGCCCCACCACCCCUCUCCCUGUGCCGCCUCCAUCUCGUGCUCCGGCGGCUCUACCCUCCAGGCCUCCACCCGCCUCUGUCGGACCUCCCCCUGCACCUGCCUCCCCUCCCCUAUCCCUGCUGUGCCCCCCCUCUGAAUCGGGCCGUCCCUACCGUCGCCCCCUGCAGCGAGGCCAUGCCACGCUCAUCGGGUCGCACCUGUGAGAAGGAGGCACGAAGGUGGAUUGGAGGCUGCUUUCGCCGAUCACCUGACACAGUAAAGGAGCCGCACCUCUCCACCAAAGCAUCAGUGGCUCCAGGGCACCGCAAGGUUCUUCAGCGCGAGAGGUCAAUACAUCCUAGGUGUGGGUGCAAUUCAGUUUUCAAAAAUUUUGUGGUCCAAACUGAGCCCGUUUGAGCAAGUAAAUCACGCCACCGGAAAGCAUGAGAAGGCGGCCGGGGAUCGCUGGCUUGCAGAAUGCAGCGGCUACUCGUGACCAAUUCCGGCUGGUGGGGGAGAAUGUGGCCAAGGUCAGGACCGAUGUGAUGAAGGAGCAACUUGCGACAUUCAGGUCACAGCUCGAGGAAUUUGCUCGAAAGCAUAAGAGCGACAUUCGUAAAAAUCCGAUAUUUAGACAGCAGUUCCAUGAGAUGUGUGCAAAAGUUGGAGUAGAUCCGCUGGCAUCUAAUAAAGGAGUUUGGGCAGAACUUCUAGGGAUUGGUGACUUCUACUAUGAACUUGGAGUUCAGAUAGUUGACAUAUGCAUUGCAACUAGAUCGCAUAAUGGUGGCCUGAUUGACUUGCUAGAUCUCCGCAAACUUCUCUGUCAGAAGAGAAAAGCUACUCUUGAAUCAUUAUCUGAAGAUGACUGUUUACGUGCUAUAAGUAAGCUAAAAGUCCUUGGUAGUGGCUUUGAAGUAAUUUCUGUUGGGAGGAGAAAGCUUGUGCGGUCAGUUCCUACUGAAUUAAAUAAAGACCACAGUGGGAUACUAGGGCUAGCACAGGCUGAAGGCUAUGUCACAGUAGAACAAGUUGAAAAGGAAUUCUCAUGGUCUACUGGACGGGCAAUUGAUGCCCUUGAAACUUUACUUAAGGAGGGACUUGCUAUGAUCGACGAUGGCCACAGGGAUGGCAAGCGUAGAUAUUGGUUCCCAUGCGUCACUGUCAGUUCCGACACAACCAGCGGUGAAGCCAAGUAAUAACCUGUACUAUGUCAAUUUUGCAAACACUGUUUUUUAUUCUUUUCCAUGUGUCCAUUUCUCUGUGAGGUGUGGAACAACCAGAGCAGCUGUGUGUAAGAUGGAUAGAAUAACAUCAUACUUCUAAAUAUGAAAAGUGUGAAUUCAGGUUUGUUAUUGUACAAUAUUCA